AUGGACGCCUCCUCCCUCCGCAUCUCCAAGUUCGAUGGAACUAACUUCCACGCCUGGAAGUUCAAGAUGCAGAUGGUGCUGGAGGAACGGGACCUAUGGGAGGUCGUCAGCGGUGAGAUCAAGGCGGAACAGUGCGAGACUCAGUUGGACCAAGCGACGUACAAGAGGAAGUCAAGAAAGGCGAUGGCAGUGAUCUGUCUAGCCAUGGAAGAUUCCCAGCUACCGUUGGUCCGGUCGGCAAGUGGUGCAUGCGACGCAUGGUCAAGGUUGGAAGACCACUUCGAGAAGAAGAGUCUUGCCAACAAGCUGUUCUUGCGCCGUCGCUUCUUCACGACAAUGAUGGAAGAAGGCGACGAUGUGCUCGAACACAUCAACAAGCUCAAGACGCUGGCGGAACAGCUAGAAGCGGUGGGGGCUCCAGUCUGCGAGGACGAUCUGGUGAUCACACUCCUCGGCAGCCUGAGUGACUCGUAUCAAUUCUUGAUCACAGCUUUGGAGUCGCGCUCAGACACUCUUAGCUGGGAGCUCGUGACGUCUCGACUGCUUCAUGAAGAAAUGAAGCGGAAGGAGCAAGGAAGUAAAGGUGAUGAAGCUUCGCAAGGUCAAGCGUUCAUCACAAGGGACAAUCAGCGCAAAGGGCGACCAGUGAAGAAGUCCUGGCCGUGCCACAAUUGCGGAAAGAUUGGUCACUGGAUGGCGGAGUGCCCCUCGCGCAUCCAAGAAAACACGGAGAGACACCGGCCACAGCGUGCUCAAGACAGCGGCGACCGCUAUCGAUCACAACGUGCAAACGUCGCUCAAGAAGAAGACUCGGGCGACUACCUCUUUUCGAUCGGUGAAACGACAUCUGCGAAAUCGAGCGACAUCUGGCUGGUCGACUCCGGGGCGACGCAGCACAUGACGUGCUCCAAGAAGUUCAUGCGGAACUACAAGGGGGUUUGA
Messenger RNA from Peronospora matthiolae, 942 nucleotides. NCBI's taxonomy places the organism in Eukaryota, Oomycota, Peronosporomycetes, Peronosporales, Peronosporaceae. The record is from the annotation of a GenBank genome assembly.